Anolis carolinensis (green anole) is the source of this 1510-nucleotide messenger RNA. RefSeq names its product chromodomain-helicase-DNA-binding protein 2-like. The record is from RefSeq and is a predicted model, not a curated record. Bases 176 to 733 code for a protein of 185 amino acids. The transcript has 3 exons. NCBI's taxonomy places the organism in Eukaryota, Metazoa, Chordata, Lepidosauria, Squamata, Anolidae.
GAAUACAUCAUUUAAAAUGUGAUAUAGCAGGCUGUCCUACCUGUGAACACAAUUUUUUGCAGUUUAAUACACUUUUCCCCAUUUUAAUGAUAGAACCAAUUCAUAUUAUUAAUAUUAAUAUUAAUGCCCCUUUUUAUCUCCCCGGAAGGGGACCUUUUGUUUAUUUCUUCAUAGAAUGGGAAUUCCACCAAGCAGAGUUAAGGCUCCUUCUUCCGCUAUUUUCUUGCAUCGGGGUGAAAUUCGGUCAUGUCCCCGAUUUUGCUUUAGGACUCACCGGCGUGUUUUUCUUCUUUUGCAGCCGAAAGGCAGUGAGACCAAAUCUGGAAGAAAAGGCAAGAGUCCUCAGGGCCCUGUCCCCGGUACAUCCAGGAGCAAGCCCAUCCAGAGCGGCGAAGACAAACUGCAUGACUUGGACCCGGAGAGCUUCAACAUAUGCAAAGAGAGGAUGCGGCCGGUGAAGAAAGCGCUAAAGCAGCUGGUCAAUCCGAAGAGAGGGCUGUCUGAGAAGGAUCAGGUGGAGCACAUCCGGAGGUGCCUCCUGGAGAUCGGUGACCACAUCUCCGAGUGCUUGAAGGCGUUCUCGGAGCAGGAGGAGCUCAAGCUCUGGAGAGGGAACCUCUGGAUCUUUGCCUCCAAGUUCACAGACUGUGAUGCGAGGAAGCUGCACAACCUGUACAAGAGGGUGCACAAGAAGCGGUCCCAGGAGGAGGAGGAGGUGAGACGGAGACAUUGAAAGAGGGGAGGGUGCUACAGACCGUGGGGACUCAAAGGAGUGAGACUUCUGCAUAGAGAAACAAGCAGGCGAUCCCAGAAGCAAGAAACGUGUCCUCUAGGAAAACCUACAGGCAUUUGUUUGCCUGGAACAGUUUUGGUCUUUUGGGACUCUUUCAAUAUAUUCAAGGCAGGGGCAGCUGGGGAUUGCAAUCCAAGCUUUGGUCUCAAUUACUGAUCCUUUCUCCAGUGGUUUAGGUUUUUGGAUAGCCCCAAGGUUAGAUUAGAACUCAGAAUAGCUAGAGACAGAUGAAUAGCUAGAUAUACAGACCAGCAGUCUGUUUAUUAGUUGAUUCACUUAUUAAGGCAGUACUAGGAGGGUGUAUUCUUCAGUUCCAAUGUUAAAGAACUAUCCCAGGGAUUUAACUCUAUCCCCUUGGAUGCAACGCCUUUGAAAGUUCUACUAAAGUUCCGAUGAGAGUGGUUUUACUGUCUCAAGGGGGAAAAAAGAUAGAAACACCACCAACUGUGGUUCAGGUGGUUUGGUCAAGGCCUAGAAAUCUCUUUUGGCCAGAUCACUGUCGUGUUUGUCACCAAGGCCUCUCUUUGCUCUCAGUGGAAACAGCAGAAGAAAGAAGAGGCCACCGGAGCCAAGAAGAUGUUUCGCCCGGAGCACUGUGGGUCCAGCUUGGAUUCCGUUUUGUCUCCCUUGCCCAACGCCACUUCAGCUCCUGCUCCUGCUCCUGCUCCUGCUCCUGCUCCUGCUCCUGCUCCUGCUCCUGCUCCUGCUCCUGCUCCU